Molecule: messenger RNA, 7296 nt
Organism: Orussus abietinus
Lineage: Eukaryota; Metazoa; Arthropoda; Insecta; Hymenoptera; Orussidae
Gene: sfl
Product: bifunctional heparan sulfate N-deacetylase/N-sulfotransferase
Exons: 13
Coding region: 943-3612 (889 amino acids)
Cellular component (GO): Golgi apparatus
Molecular function (GO): deacetylase activity; heparan sulfate N-sulfotransferase activity
Source: RefSeq, a predicted model, not a curated record
UGGCGUAUUUCGUGGUUCCGCUCGAGUCAUCGUCGACUACCUGACGCCGGACGGGCCGAGAGCGGUCGCACGUUAAGCACGGCGAAGUCGCGAGUCAGCGCGCCAUCGGCGACGCCAUCUUCGCCGCCUCUCGGCGUUCCGGGAAGGCCACGGCGACGCGCUCAGCCCAGCCAGCUGCCGACCUAACCUCAAAGCGGACAAAGAGGGAACCAGGCCGCGAGUCUGCCUGUGCGUUGCCGCGACUCUUCGGGCGUACUCGGACCGCUGGAACUUAAAUACCACCGGGAAACUCAGGCUUAGGACGUCUCGCUAUGAAACGUCCUCUCCGGAGGACUCGGUGAGCAGGUGCGAGCCAGUGCUAGUCUCCCGACCCGGAGCCUGAACGCCUACCUGGGACCCCUUCGGCGGAGCUCUCAUCUCGCUGUCGGUGAGAGACCUGUCUUGGAAGGAGGCUGCAGGAGUACCUCUCGCCCCUGACCUGGCUCGUAAAAAGGAAGGAGGGACAACGGCGCUCGACGGGGCCCUACAUCGCGGAUAAUCGGCGACGCGUCGCGAGGUCGCCGACUAAAUCGACAGAGUCGUCCCCGAGGUGGCGCCGACCUCCAGACCUCCAGGAAGGAAGAAGAGGAAGAGUCGCCGGAGAUCGGCCCCCCGGGAUGAGGCGAUCGGCCGGGUCGGCGCGCGGCGACCGAUGAGGCCUCGCGGGGUCGGCGGCGGGCGACGAGAGGACAAGAUGGAGGUCGAGGUCGACCGCUGAUCCCGGGCUCGAUCCGAUCCCGAUCCGGGGGCGCGGGUCGCGCGCCUCCGGAUGGGUUAGACUCGCGCUGGCCCUCGACGAUGGACGACGGAGACGCCCCCGAUCGUCCUUGGCCACCUCGGCAAGGAACUAGGAACCUCGAGGCCCACCAGAGGACCUCGACCUGAGAGACCUAGGGUCCGACGAUGGUCAUGAAGAUCUCCGCUGGAGACGCCGGCGUUCCUCUUUUGGGCGCCGUCGCGCAGAGGUGCGUCGUCAAACAGGCCACCGUCAAGAGGUGCGUCGCCGCCCUCCUCCUCGUCUCCGUCGCCAGCAUUUUCUACUACACGCACUAUAUCAUCAGCAGCCCGCUGUCGAGCCUGAUACAUAGAGACACGAGGCCGGAGCCUGCGAUCAGGUGUUCCACCCUGAGAGGUGCGACGAGACUGCCCACGGCGCCCGACCACCGCAGCGAGGCGAGGCUGAGGAUCGACCCGAAGGUCCUGGUCUUCGUGGAGACCCUCUACUCGAGGUUGGGUCGCGAAAUCGCCGAGCUGCUGGUCUACAAUCGAAUCAAGUACAAGGUGGAGGUUGCCGGGAAGUCGCUGCCGGUUCUGACGAACCUCGACAAGGGCCGCUACGGAGUCCUGGUCUUCGAGAACCUGAACAAGUACCUGCAGAUGGACAAGUGGAACCGCGAGCUCCUGGACAAGUACUGUCGCGAGUACUCGGUGGGCAUCGUCGGGUUUGCGCCUCCGGGCGAAGAGAGCCUGGUGGGAGCCCAGCUCAAGGGGUUCCCUCUCUUCGUGCACACCAAUCUCAGACUUAAGGACGCGCAAUUGAACGCAGCUUCGCCGAUCUUGAGACUGACCAGAGCCGGAGAGACGGCCUGGGGACCACUUCCUGGAGGAGACUGGACCAUCUUCCAGGCCAACCAUAGCACCUACGAGCCCCUGGCCUGGGCGCACAGGGACAGCCUCGAUUACCCUACAAAUAAGAGUCCUUUGGCCACGGUGAUUCAGGACCACGGCAGGUACGACGGCAUCCAGAGGGUUCUGUUCGGCGGUGGACUGCGUUUCUGGUUGCACAAAUUGCUGCUGCUGGACUCCCUGUCGUACCUCUCCCAUGGACAAUUGAGCUUGAGCCUAAAUCGCAUGAUCCUGGUGGACGUCGACGACAUCUUCGUGGGCGAGAAGGGAACAAGACUCAGGAAGGACGACGUCCUGGCUCUGCUGGCGACCCAACAAAGGAUCCAAGCCUUGGUGCCGGGGUUCAAGUUCAACUUGGGGUUCUCCGGGAAGUACUUCCAUCAUGGCACGUCGGAGGAAAACCUGGGGGACGAUAUGCUCCUAGAGAACGUAGACAGAUUUACGUGGUUCUCUCACAUGUGGAACCACCAACAGCCGCAUCUCUACGAGAACGUAACGCAUCUGCAACUGGACAUGGGCUUGAAUAAACAAUUCGCAAAGGACCACGGAAUCCCGACAGGAAGUGGGUACAGCGUGAGUCCCCAUCACUCUGGAGUGUAUCCGGUCCACGAGGGCCUCUAUGAGGCCUGGAAGAAGGUCUGGAACAUCAAGGUCACCAGUACCGAAGAGUAUCCUCAUCUCAGGCCGGCCCGGCUGAGACGAGGCUUCGUACACAGGAAUAUCAUGGUCUUACCCAGGCAAACCUGCGGCCUCUUCACCCACACCAUCUUUAUUGAAAGGUAUCCUGGAGGCAGAGAUAAGCUGGACGAAUCCAUUCAAGGUGGCGAGUUGUUCCAGACGAUCGUGUAUAACCCUAUAAACAUCUUCAUGACGCAUAUGUCAAAUUACGGGAACGACCGACUGGCCUUGUACACCUUCGAAUCCGUGAUAAAGUUCAUCCAGUGCUGGACGAAUUUGAGGUUAUCGAGCGCGCCUCCUCUUCAGCUUGGAGAGCGCUACUUCCAACUCUAUCCGGAGGAAUUCGAUCCAGUGUGGGGGAACCCCUGCGACGACCAGCGACAUCAGAAGAUCUGGUCAAGGAACAAAACCUGCGACCAGCUCCCCAGGUUCCUCGUAAUUGGACCCCAGAAAACCGGGACUACGGCUCUGUACACGUUUCUAUCGAUCCACCCGGCCAUCAGCAGCAAUCUUCCCAGCCCCGACACCUUCGAGGAGAUACAAUUCUUCAAUGGGAAGAAUUACUACAAAGGACUCGAUUGGUACAUGAGCUUCUUCCCGGCGUCCAAGAACGAAAGUUCUCGAUACUUGUUUGAAAAAUCGGCGACGUAUUUCGAUGGCGAGGCGGUACCUCGAAGAGCUCAUGCUCUGCUUCCGAAGGCCAAGCUGAUCACUAUACUUCUGUCACCUGCGAGGAGAGCCUACUCUUGGUACCAACAUACCAGGGUCCACGGAGACACCGUGGCUAACAAUUACAGCUUCCAUUCGGUUAUCACGGCCACUGAUACCGCGCCGAAGCCUCUUCGCGACCUCCGGAAUAGGUGCCUGAAUCCUGGGAAGUAUGCUCAGCAUCUUGAAAGGUGGUUGUCGUAUUACACUCCUCAGCAACUGCACAUCAUCGACGGGGAACAACUCAGGCAAAACCCUGUCGAGACUCUGCACGAGCUGCAGAGAUUUCUGAAAAUAACGCCGGCCUUUAACUACUCCUCGCAUUUGCGGUACGACCCAAAGAAGGGCUUCUUCUGUCAAGUGACGAACGAAGACCGCACCAAGUGCCUCGGCAAGAGCAAAGGUCGCCAGUAUCCGCCUAUGGAGGACAGAUCUUACAAACUCCUGCAGAGGUACUAUUUGUCGCAUAAUACAGCCUUGGUGAAGCUGCUGAAGAGGCUUGGCUCCAGGACGAUUCCUCAGUGGCUGAAGGACGAUCUUACGGACACCGUGAUGACCUAGCAAACGCCGAAUUUAUGAGACGAGGCGAAUUCUACCGAGUCCUCCGCACAAACGGAGGUCCUGCUUCCUGCCAAAAAGGGAGACCUGUAAAUUUGUUGUACAUUUUGCCAUAUUUUAUUAGACUUUUUAACGGACGAAAAAUCAGACACCGUAAAGGCCUAUCCUACUCGCGGUUACGAGAAGAAGGCCUAAUAGGUAGACGAGCGAGAAAGGCAGGGAUGGGCACGAAGGCGUUUCAACGAAUACUUUUACAUUGAAUACAAGUAUUCGGGUGUACUAUUUCCGGUGCAAAAAAGAAUUCAAUACGAUAAUCUUCGUCGUGUCGAAGGAUUGAGCUCUGACUUGUGCCAUACAAAUUUUGUCGGAGCAAAUUUACGCGACGUCGAUGUGAAAAUCUUGUCUCGGGAAUAACCGAUGGAUGGAUUUACUAUUUAUCUAACUUGGCGAUUGUUGAAUAUUCGUGGGACAUUUGUAUUACUUGUAAAAGUAUUAAUCGAAUUCCAGUGAGUCCAUGCUUGGACAAAAUCUAGGGUAAGAAAAGGAGAAAACUAGUCACUAAGCGGUCUCGUCGUGGCAAGCCCGUAAAUAUCGUAAUUGUUAAACUGUGGUUAUCCAAUGAUAUUAAUUAACGUUAUCGUUGUUAAGUCGCCGAGGCGACGAAUACGAAUAUCUCUGAUAAUCCCGGACCUCCUGUCAACAACUUGCCACGUUAAUAUCACUGCCACCGUGAAGUGUUUUUUGCAAUAAAAUUACGUAUACUUAUUAGUUGUAAAUAUACUUAUUAUUUUCUGAUUGAUUGCCAAGAACACUCGUCGGUGGCAGUGAAAUAACUGUUCAGUCAUCUGAAUGCAAUCACCGCUGUUGCAUUAAAUUUGGUCUCUGACUUGUUCAGAUAUAAACUUCAUGAAUCAGUAUAGGAAGAACUUACUGUAAAACGUUCCGAUCGUUUUAUGAAAUCUGCGGAAGGUUUUUUUAAGAGGUUCGGGAAUUUCGCGAGCCGAUCGAUUAUCUCACUGUCCGUAAUCGAAUUAAAGAAAAAAAAAAUUAAAUCGGGAAAUUGGUAUCGCGAUGCGUCUUUCCGAAAAAUUAUUACGAGAGAUCAUCGGGUUACAGUGUCCGAUCCAAGUGCUCGUAUCCAUAAUGGAAUUGUCCAGAUUAUUUGAAAAGGGUUUAUGGAUGUAACACGGGCACCACUUUCCUCGCUUAGUUUGCAUGAACGACAUUCCCAUGAUAUCGAUUACGUAGCCGUCACGGGUGGGACACACUUUUUUCCUCUUGGAUCGAUCAAGAUGGAAAGGGGUGCGGCAAUUUCUUCUUUACUGGUGAAAUACUUCGGUGACAGUGUAAAGCUUGGUGUAAUCUUGGUCGACAGUGGAGUGCGUGUACACAACUGACUCUAUGUAUAUUUUGACAAUACUAUUCUUGGUAAAGAUGAAUGAAAACUAGUUUACUAUUGCGUCCAGUUUGUACAUUGAUGUGUGACGACGCACAGUCAUCGUUAUUAUCAUUUCGAUAUCAAUGAUAGACGUACGUAAUUUUAAGAGCGCAGGAAAACGUGCUAACAGUCCCCGUUUGCAAUAACAACACUAAUAAUUAUGAUUAAUGAUACGAUUAAUCGAGCGCGAUGCUCGAUGAGCGGAGGAACAGACAAAAGACCUUAACUAGACCUUAAGUGGAAAUUAUAUCACAUGACGAUUAAUCUUCGUUAGAUCUUUUUCUUGUGUAAUUUAUAUUUUUACGACAAACGGCACCGAGAGAAUUGCUAUUCAUUAUGGAGAAACGAAAAAUAUCAAAUUUCCACUGCCGUCGUUAUCCUGCGACUCCCUCGGAAGCGAUGAACUUUUCAUAAGGACGGGAAAGACGAAAUUAUUUCCCACUUUCUCGUUUCGCUUUCCGAUUUAACUACAAAUCUUUAUUUAAUCCUAGAGAGUCGCUUUAGGAUGAUCCAUGACCAAAUGCAGAGAGCUAGAGAAGGGAAAUUUUAAAAAAGGAAUUGUAGGCCUUUAUGUAGAUUCCUUAGAUAUACUUUUACCUUAUCAUUUGUACAAAGUUAUGCUUUCCUCGUGAGUCUCUUACAUGUACAAUUAUACAAGACAACAGGAAAUGUGUAUUCAUAGAGACGCGUCAACAGGGUACGUUGUUAAGUCAGGCCCAAGUCUAAUACAAAUAUUUUGAGGUUGCAAUAACUGUCGAUCCUAUUAUUUAUUUUCUACAAUCCAUCGGGUACUCCAUAUUCGUUUAAUUUAUCACGCGAUUAAAGUUAAAAAAAAUAUAUAUCAAUUCCACGUCAAUUUAUUCAGAGCUGUGUAUUUCAGCGAAAUCGAAUUUAUCGUGUACUCGUUUCCUGCAAUAAUUCAGUCGAGGAAAAAAAAAUCCGUAAACAAAAAAAAUGCGAACUCGGAAAUGUAUUAACACGAAAUAUCAAAACAGCAGCCUUACGAUAAUUAAUUCGUAAGACCUUUCUAAUCGACUUUACUUUAUUUACCACUAAGACAAACUGCGAAGAGAAUAGUUGUAAAUUAUAGGGGAGAAAAUCAAAUUUGUACCGUUCGUGGAUUGUCCCGUAAUAAUUUGAAGCCGUGGUAGUUAAUAGCGACCUUUUAUUUUCUUACGUUUGUAAAUUUCUUACGUAGGCCACGAGUCGACGCCUCGUUAUUCGCGAUUGUCGAUACGCUCGUCGGCAGAUCAUGUACAAAGUUAAUUGUUACUAAUUAGCCCGAUCUAUUUGUUUAACAAGCGUGCCAUCUCGUCAGUACUAUGUACAUACACGUGGACGUUGACAAAGUAAAGGUAUACGUGAUUGCUCUCAUACACUACUAUGUAGACGAACGAUGCGUGUCAAUUUCAGGACCAAUCGAUAAAAUCCCAAUCCAAAAUUUGACUUCGACGGGCGCUGUUAUCUCGCAUGGAAAAUCUAUUCUGUAAUUUCCCGCUUCACCGCCCGUUCGCUAUACAUCAUGCAGAUCACCCGAACAAAGUUGCAUUAAUCGAAAGUGUUUAAAAUCAUUAGUUUCCCGAAACGUACUUUGUUGAAUUACAUUGAGAGAAAUGCGUCGGCAAAUUUCCCGAGGAAACUCGUCGGCGGGAAUUGUUAUACGACAUAUCGGCAUCCGUCACAGUCGAGUUUGGGACUGACUCUGCCCAAUUGUACUUGUACCUCCUGGAAUUGGCAUGUUACCCGACAUACUUGAUGUAUGCACGUGGAGUUGCGCUAUACGACGAAUCUGCAUGCAUACAUGUAUAAACCUUUGCCGGCGUCAAUACUUGACCCGACGACGGCGCAGUCCGGCCUCUUGUAGCCCGACAAUAAGGAGAAAAGUACGAACGAAAUCGGCGCUGAGAAAUUAUUCGAAAUGCGCAUCGUGCACGAUAAAAAAAAAAAUUAAAAGAAAAGAAGAAAUGAUAUUAACUGGAAGCGAUCGCUUUGUCGGAAUUUUUCUUCAGCCCAACUCGGAUCGGCUAGACGGUGUAAAUUCCAGAAAUUAGCACAAAAUUCCACGGCGAAGGGUCGCGAGUCCUCAUCAGAUCUUUUCCUUUCAAUAAUUGACUUUCCUUCUUUGAACGGCCCGUUAUUAUUCAACUUAUGCCGAUGGUUACUCCAUUGUAAAAUACUGUAAUAACUGUACGAAUAGGCCGUAAUAAGUUCUAAUAAAAGGAGAGGCCAGAAGAACUGGAGAUCCUAAA